Messenger RNA from Penicillium coprophilum, 1389 nucleotides. Its product is annotated as LysM peptidoglycan-binding domain-containing protein. Lineage: Eukaryota; Fungi; Ascomycota; Eurotiomycetes; Eurotiales; Aspergillaceae. The transcript is spliced from 3 exons. The record is from RefSeq and is a predicted model, not a curated record. The coding region runs from base 1 to 1389 and encodes 462 amino acids.
AUGCUUUCCUCUACCUUGUAUCUUCUGGCCACGGGCUUGACUUUGUCAACAGCCUUUGCCAGGCCAAAUCUCGUCCGCCGCGACGAAACUCCCCAACUUCCCUAUGAUGCAAACACUACUCCAUACUGCACAUGGUGGGUAGACGAUGAUGGUUCAACCAAGUGCUCUGACAUUCCGGCCUAUUGGGCUAUCUCAAUGGCUGACUUUGUCCGAUGGAACCCAUCCGUCGGCAGCGACUGCGCAGGAUAUGUUUCCGGCAAGUCUUACUGUGUCGAAGCAUUCGGAGAACCAGCUCCUGGUACUGGCACAACUACUACUAAAGUCACGACGACUUUAAGUGCCACUACCUCGAAAGCCACCACUUCGAGUACCACUUCGAGCACCACCACUUCCAGCACCACGACAACUGGUGGUGCUCCGGGACCUACCCAGUCAGGACAAGUGGCCAACUGCAACAAAUGGGAUCUGGUUCAAUCCGGAGACACAUGCAACGUCUAUGUAGCCAAGUAUCCAGGCCUGACCUUGGCCAACCUUGUUGCAUGGAACCCCGCCAUUGGAUCCCAGUGCCAGUCUCUCUGGGUAGACACAUAUAUUUGCACCGGUGUGACCGGCUGGAGCCCUAGCCCGACCACUACCAAGACUACCACAACCACUGCAACAGCGCCGACCAAUGGCGUCACCACGCCACAGCCCAUCCAGCCUGGCAUGAUUGCCGACUGCAACAAAUUCUACAUGGUAUCCGAUGGCGACGGCUGUGACUCAAUUGCCAAAGCAAACGGCAUCACACCCGCCCAAUUCUACACAUUGAACCCAGGAGUAGGAAACAGUUGCUCCACCUUAUGGCUUGGCUACUAUGUCUGUGUAUCACGCAUCGGGACUGCAACCACCACAACCAAGACUACCACCACUACAACAAAGCCAGCGAACGGCAUUACCACUCCAACCCCUAUCCAAGAUGGUAUGGUGGGCACCUGCGACAAAUUCCACCUAGUCGUUGAGAACGACCAGUGCAACGCAAUCGCACGCAAUAGCGGUAUCAGCCUCUCGCAGUUCUACACUUGGAACCCCGCUGUGGGCAAGGGUUGCGAGACACUUUGGAACGGCUAUUACGUGUGUGUGAAGAUCGUGGGUGUUAACCCCAUUACCACCACCACUACCACGAAAGCAACUACUACCACUGCCGGCAAUGGAAUCACUACGCCCACUCCGAUCCAGCCGUCAAUGACAGCCUCUUGUAAGAAGUUCCACAAGGUUGUUUCUGGGGAUCAGUGUGGUACUAUUGCAUCUGCAGCUGGUAUCUCACUCAGUCAGUUCGUUUCGUGGAAUCCGAGUGUUGGAAGCGAUUGCAAGUCAUUGUGGCUGGGAUACUGGGUUUGUAUUGGAAAGUGA